Molecule: messenger RNA, 2186 nt
Organism: Gloeophyllum trabeum ATCC 11539
Lineage: Eukaryota; Fungi; Basidiomycota; Agaricomycetes; Gloeophyllales; Gloeophyllaceae
Product: eukaryotic translation initiation factor 4A-like protein
Exons: 4
Coding region: 240-1769 (509 amino acids)
Biological process (GO): cytoplasmic stress granule assembly; P-body assembly
Cellular component (GO): cytoplasmic stress granule; P-body
Molecular function (GO): ATP binding; RNA helicase activity; mRNA binding
Source: RefSeq, a predicted model, not a curated record
ACUCAACAUCGUACUCAAUACCUCGCCUCGCCGACAGCGACGACGACAACGAAUAUUCACCUAUCAGAACAAUCAGCUUGUCGUGCACGGCCUUACUGAACACCGCAGACAAUAAGCGACUUGCUCACUGCCCACCAGAAGCAAUCUCCCCGACCACCUCAUCGCAACGCGACCCAUACUCUGGAUUUUCACUACCGAACCGCCCGUAGCUGCCUUAUAUACUCCUAGAAUAUUGUAAAAUGGCGCAACAAUCCCGUCCAUCAUCAUCUGCAUCCCCCGCCUCCUCAGCAAACGACUGGAAAGCCGGCCUCCGCCCGCCACCAAAAGACGCCCGCCCCCAAACCGAAGAUGUGACAGCCACGAAAGGGCUCGAAUUCGAAGACAUGUACCUGCGGCGCGAGUUGCUCAUGGGCAUCUUCGAAGCGGGAUUCGAACGGCCCUCACCCAUUCAAGAAGAAGCCAUCCCUGUCGCCCUCACCAAACGCGACGUCCUCGCGCGCGCGAAGAACGGGACGGGUAAGACCGCCGCGUUCGUCAUCCCCGCCCUCCAGCAAAUCGACGUCAACAAGAACAAGAUCCAGGCACUCCUGCUUGUGCCCACGCGAGAGCUGGCGCUACAGACGAGCCAGGUGUGCAAGAUCCUGGGAAAGCACAUGGGCGUGCAGGUGAUGGUGACCACUGGGGGUACGACGCUGAAGGAUGACAUUAUGCGGUUGUCAGAAACCGUGCACGUGCUGGUUGGUACGCCUGGGCGGGUGCUUGAUUUGACGGGGAAGAAUGUGGCAGACUUGAGCGAAUGUCCUGUAUUUGUUAUGGACGAAGCCGACAAGCUGCUGUCGCCGGAGUUCACGCCUGUCGUGGAGCAGCUGCUGUCGUACAUGCCAAAAGAGCGCCAAGUGAUGCUCUUCAGUGCGACGUUCCCAUUGAUUGUCAAGGAUUUCAAGGAUAAACACAUGUCGUCUCCAUAUGAAAUCAACCUAAUGGACGAAUUAACUCUCCGGGGUGUAACCCAAUAUUAUGCCUUUGUCGAGGAGCGGCAGAAGGUUCACUGUCUCAAUACCCUCUUCUCCAAGCUCCAAAUCAACCAAUCUAUUAUCUUCUGUAAUUCCACGAACCGCGUCGAGCUCCUGGCCAAGAAGAUCACCGAGCUGGGCUACUCAUGUUUCUACUCGCACGCAAAGAUGCUGCAGUCGCACCGCAACCGCGUCUUCCACGACUUCCGCAACGGCGUGUGCCGCAACCUUGUCUGCUCGGACCUCCUCACGCGCGGUAUCGAUAUCCAGGCGGUCAACGUCGUCAUCAACUUCGACUUCCCCAAGAAUUCCGAGACGUACCUGCACAGAAUCGGUCGGUCGGGGCGGUUCGGCCACCUGGGUCUCGCCAUAAACCUUGUGACGUAUGAGGACCGGUUCAAUCUGUAUAAGAUUGAACAGGAGCUGGGAACGGAGAUUCAGCCUAUACCCUCGACUAUCGACAAGAGACUCUAUGUCGCCCCUGGAGCUGCUGAGGAGCAGCAGAAGGAGAAGGCGAGUACUGCGAAUGGGCAGCAGCAGCCGAGACCACAGCAACACCAACAGGGACCUGCAAGACCGCCUCAGCAAGCACCUAAUCAGGUCUUGUACCAGAGCGGUGCGCCUCCACAACAGCAAGUCAGGCCCAACGGAACCUCGCUGGGUCAGCCCCAGCACAUAAUGCAGCAGAGAGCGUACCCUGGCGGGCAGGUACCGGUUCCCACUGGCUACCGUGGAGGUGUCGCAGUUCCUCGCUGAGGACCGUCGGUCGUCGCUCGAGGCCCACGAUCGUGGAAGUGGGAGGGAGGGAGAGGAAUGCUAAUCGAACGUCGCAAAUUGACUCGGAGUGUCGUCGCUUCAGGCAAGGGUCUUGUUUCAUAUCUAUUUCAUUGUUUGUUUCCUCCCAAUGUCCCCUCUUCGCCCUUUCGUCUGUGUUUUCUACCUGCUGCAGUCCAUCUUUGGCUGAUUCCCGUCAACUCUGCGAUGUAGCAUACAAUCUCCCUCUUCUCUCUUUUGACCCUUUCUGAUGUGGCGGGCGUUUCGUGCCAGGCGCGAUGGUUUGAUUGGUAGUGUGGUUAGAGCGGAUCAGCGUACUGGCGUCCUCCUCCUGUAGUGUCGAAUUGUACAGUACAUUGACACUACACAGUACGCUGCUCUGCCUUCAGUCUGACUCGC